UGCAGUCCUAUUAUUAUGGAAAAAGCAGAAUAUGCAGAAUUAUUCAACUAUAAAGGGUAUAAUUUAACAAAAGAAUUAAUGAAACUUGAUCUCCUUGAAGCAGUAGAAGAUUUUGAAACCAGGGACAGUGAUAUAUUCAUAGACACUUAUCCAAAGUCUGGAACUAUCUGGACCCAGAAUAUUAUAUGCUUGAUUUUGUAUGAAGGCCAUCGGAAUGGAACAGAAAAUAUUUGCAUAUCACAUCGGUGUGCAUCCAUAGAAUACAACAUAUACAAUGUGGAUAUCACCCAGAUGCCAUCACCUCGUGUCCUCAUGUCCCAUCUGCCAUAUUACCUAGUUCCCAAGAAACUGAGGGGCAAGAAGGGAAAAGUUAUUUACAUAUACCGAAAUCCAAAAGACACUUUAGUGUCCUAUUUUCAUUUUAUCAACUCAUUCAGGGCAGUGGAAAAUUCAUAUAAUUUGGAGGAAUACAUGGAAAGAUUUUUAUCUGGAAACGUUCCUAGCAGUCUGGUCUUCGAUCAUGUGAAAGGCUGGUAUACACAUCAGAAUGAAUUCAAUAUUCUCUUCCUGUGCUAUGAGGAAAUGAUCCAGGAUCUCAGAGGCACAGUACUUAAAAUAUGUAAAUUUAUUGGAAAAGAGCUGAGCAGCCAGGAAGUGGAUAAAGUUGUGGAGAUGUCUACAUUCAAGAACAUGAAAGCUGAUCCUAGGGCAAAUCAUGUGAAAACAUAUGAACAGUGUUUUGGACAAACAAACGUAAACCAUAUACGCAAAGGAACUGUUGGAGACUGGAAGAAUAUUAUGACAGUAUCGCAAAGUGAAAGGUUUGACAAUAUUUUUCAAGCACAAAUGAAGGAUAUACCUCUCAAAUUCAUUUGGGAUAUAAAAGAAAUACAAUCUACUCAGCAUGGGAAGCGGCAGGAACCUCUCCAGGAGGACAAAGAGCCGAAAUGUUCAACACAACCGUAAUACGUAUAUGCACAGUAGUUUAAGCUAUCACAAUACACCUAUGUAUUUUCUGUAUGUACUUAUGUGUAUUGUGUGCAUAACUGCUUUCUUCUCAAAGUUGUUUCCUGCUUUCCUGCAACCUUAAAAAAACAUGGCUUUCGGGAACCCCAUCUUUUUCUUUUUCAAAAUAUUGAAAACAUCCUAUAAUUUAUCACCACAAAUGGGUCAAGAUAUACCAGAAUGAUUUCAUAAAUAUUUUUCAAUAGAAACAAAUGCUUUGGAGGCUGGGAGAAAUGUCUUUUGUAAUGAGAAGAGAAUAAAGAUAUGCUAAUCAAUUUUU
This is a messenger RNA of Pantherophis guttatus, 1285 nucleotides long. NCBI's taxonomy places the organism in Eukaryota, Metazoa, Chordata, Lepidosauria, Squamata, Colubridae. The record is from RefSeq and is a predicted model, not a curated record.